Lathyrus sativus (Indian pea) is the source of this 1194-nucleotide messenger RNA. NCBI's taxonomy places the organism in Eukaryota, Viridiplantae, Streptophyta, Magnoliopsida, Fabales, Fabaceae. The record is from the annotation of a GenBank genome assembly.
AUGGGGACCAGUACUCGCAGUUCUACCAAUAGAAAACCAAAUGAAAGUAUGAGGCUUGCUCUGACAACUUUUGCUGGAAUACUUUUUGGUUUCUUUAUAGGGAUAUCCUUCCCAACAUUAACUACAAAGUUGAAUAUCUCAUCUAACCUGCUUCCCUCCAUUGACGUGUCUUCCAUUGAAAAUGAUUAUGAAAGUGGCAAUGCUCGGUCUUUUAUGAAGAAUAAUAGCAGCGACUCAUCAAAAUAUCAGUUAUUAAAUGACACGUUGAAGAUUUGGAUUCCGUCAAAUCCAAGAGGUGCAGAAAGAUUACCUCCUGCGAUAAUUGAAGCUGAGUCAGACUUUUAUUUGCGUAGAUUGUGGGGUCAGCCUAGUGAGGAUUUAACCUCAAAGCCUAAAUACCUUGUGACCUUCACUGUUGGUUAUGAUCAGAAACAUAAUAUUGACGCAGCCGUGAAAAAGUUUUCGGGGAAUUUCACAAUUCUUCUCUUUCAUUAUGAUGGCCGAACAACUGAAUGGGAUGAGUUUGAAUGGUCAAAGCAGGCUAUUCACGUGAGUGUUCGCAAACAGACCAAAUGGUGGUAUGCUAAACGGUUUCUGCAUCCUGACAUUGUGGCACCAUAUGACUAUAUUUUUAUGUGGGAUGAAGAUCUGGGUGUUGAGCAUUUUAAUGCAGAGGAAUACUUAAGACUGGUGAGGAAACAUGGGUUGGAGAUUUCACAGCCUGGUUUGGAACCUAAUAAUGGUCUGACAUGGCAAAUGACAAAGAGAAGAGGUGAUCGUGAAGUUCACAAAGAAACAGAGGAGAAACCAGGAUGGUGCAGUGAUCCUCAUCUGCCUCCUUGUGCAGCGUUUGUUGAGAUUAUGGCUCCAGUGUUUUCACGUGAUGCAUGGCGCUGUGUAUGGCAUAUGAUUCAGAAUGACUUGGUCCAUGGGUGGGGUCUUGACUUUGCCCUUAGAAAAUGUGUAGAGCCGGCCCAUGAUAAGAUAGGAGUUGUUGAUUCUCAGUGGAUUAUUCAUCAAAGUAUCCCCUCACUAGGGAAUCAGGGAGAAUCAACUUCUGGGCAAGCGCCAUGGCAGGGGGUGAGGGAGAGGUGUAGAAAGGAGUGGACAAUGUUCCAGAGUCGGAUGGCAAGUGCAGAAAACGCAUAUUACAAAGCCGUGGGGAUUGAUUUGUUUAAUUCAACUAAUCCUUAG